ACUUACAAUAUGUCUAUAUACCCAUAAGUUAUAAUUUCCCGUACCCAUUUAUUAUUAUUAUUAUUUAUUACUUAUUACUUUAUCAUCACGUCUGUAGAUACGAAUUUUUUCUCACUCAACUUCGGAUUCGGAGCACAUGUAACUUAUUAUAACAUGUUGCUUUCGGAUUAUUUUCUAUGAACCGUUUAAAGUUGUGUUUAUUUUCUUAGUAGAAACUAUUAAGUACAGCUGUUGUAUUUUUUUUCAAUAGAUUAUAUAUAUUAUAAUAUUUUCUUACCUUAGACUCUAGAAGUUUCGAAUAGAUAAACAAACAAUAAACGUACCUACUUAAAAUGGAUUUUUGUCACACAGAUGAAGAGAAAAUAGAAGAAGAGAAAAAGAGCUUCCAACGAAUCAUAACAGCAUUUAUGUUUUACAGAAUUCAUUCUCUUAACAGAAUUGCCAAGACUAUAAACUACUUGAAAUCAUUACCAGAACAACAUCAAAGACUAUUGAUUAACUACAAUAACAGUUUGGAAACUAUAAGACAUUGUGUAGAUUAUAAUUAUAAUGUUAUUUUAGAAAUGAUUAAAGAUACUGCAUAUUUGUUUGAAAAUCAAAAUACUCCUAGUCUAGAUGGUUGGCAUUCAACUGAUGAGUACAAACCAAUUGAAUCUGAUUUAGAAAAAGUCCAGUCAACUCUGAAACAGUUUGUACGAGACUGGAGCACUGAAGGGGUUGAAGAACGUAACACUUGUUAUAAACCUAUAAUUGAUGAGAUUUUAAAAGAAUUUCCAUUAGAAUCUGUUCAACCUUCCGACAUUAAAAUUUUGGUACCUGGUGCUGGCCUUGGAAGAUUGGUUUUUGAAAUUGCCAAAUUGGGUUACACAAGUCAAGGAAAUGAGUUUUCUGUGUUCAUGUUAAUAGCAUCAAAUUUUGUAUUAAACCGAUGUCGAGGUGUUAAUAUGUAUGUUCUUUAUCCGUGGAUUCAUCAGUGUGAUAACAAUUUAGAAACUGAACACCAAAUGCAAUGCAUCUCAUUUCCUGAUAUCAAUCCAGCAAAAGAGUUACCACAAAAUGCACAUAUAUCAAUGGCUGCUGGUGACUUUUUACAAGUUUACACAGAUAAAGACGAAUGGAAUUGUAUUGCCACAUGUUUUUUUAUUGAUUGUGCCAACAAUAUAGUUGCAUUUAUUGAAACUAUUUAUAAAAUACUCAAGCCUGGUGGCAUAUGGGUCAAUUUAGGGCCAUUAUUGUAUCAUUAUAGUAACGUGUUUGAUCAAAAUUCUAUUGAACCAAGUUACCAAGUUAUUAAAGAAGUGAUUAAAGGGAUUGGUUUUCGGUUUGAAAAAGAAAUUUUAAAUGUGCCCACCAAGUAUGCACAAAAUCCACAGUCUAUGCUACAGUAUGAGUACAAAAGCGUAUAUUUUGUGUGUCGCAAACCCAAAUUUCCACUCACAUUAGCACCUUCGACUUCUGAAAAUGAAAUUAACGAAAACGGAAUAGGUUUCCCACUUGAUGAUGAUGAAGAAGAAAUCAGCUCAAAAGAUUUCCGCGGUGAUAAUGAAGAUCAAGAUGCAGAAGAAACCAAUUGAAAACUUAAUAAAUAAAGACUUAAUUUUUAAUAUUAAGAUAUUGUGAUGAUAAUAAAUAAUAAUAUUAAUAUUGUAAGACAAAUUUCAUUUAUCAUUUCUUUUUUUAAAUUUAUGUGUAUUUUGAUAAACUAUGACAACAAUAAUUUGAAUCUCAAUCAAAAAAACAUUUGAUUAAUAUAUUUAAAGUUAAUGUAUAACAUAUUAUAUUGAAGAUGAAGUACAAAUAACAAAUUGUGUCAUUGAUAAGUAUUUCAGUUAGUCUGAAAAUUAAGUAUUUAAUUUCGAACUAUGCUGAAAGAUUAUUUACAUUAAGUUAAAAAAAUAUGUUAUAUUUAUACUUUAAAUAUCAAUUAGUUUAUAAAAUAAAACUCAUUACAUUAUAAUUGUUACCUAAAUACUAUAUAGUUAAUAAAAACAUUUUUUUUUUAUGUACACAGAAAUUGUUAUAGGAUAAGAACUAUAUUAACAGAUAUUUAUUUCUUAAAAGCAGUCUGAUCUUUUUUUAAACUAUUUAUUAUUAUAAUACAGGAAAAUAAUAUAAUAUUAUUUUCUAACAUUACAAAAAUUGAUUUUUAGAAAAAAAAUAUUCAUUUUAUUUUUAUGCAUGUACAAAGAAUAAAUAAGAAUAGAGUUUUAUGAAAAAA
Molecule: messenger RNA, 2218 nt
Organism: Metopolophium dirhodum (rose-grain aphid)
Lineage: Eukaryota; Metazoa; Arthropoda; Insecta; Hemiptera; Aphididae
Product: carnosine N-methyltransferase
Exons: 7
Coding region: 333-1574 (413 amino acids)
Molecular function (GO): S-adenosylmethionine-dependent methyltransferase activity
Source: RefSeq, a predicted model, not a curated record